Molecule: messenger RNA, 1804 nt
Organism: Tupaia belangeri chinensis (Chinese tree shrew)
Lineage: Eukaryota; Metazoa; Chordata; Mammalia; Scandentia; Tupaiidae
Gene: MDM2
Product: MDM2 proto-oncogene
Exons: 11
Coding region: 278-1753 (491 amino acids)
Biological process (GO): regulation of cell cycle; regulation of gene expression; negative regulation of apoptotic process
Cellular component (GO): nucleus
Molecular function (GO): identical protein binding; p53 binding; ubiquitin protein ligase activity
Source: RefSeq, a predicted model, not a curated record
GCCGAAUGACAGGUGCCUCUGCAGCCGCCUGUCUGAACCGGUCGCCGAGACUGGGCGAGAUCGGGCUGGUUCGUGGGCAGGUUGACUCAGCUUUUCCUUCUGGGCUGGUCAAGUUCGGACACGUUCCGAGCGUGCAGGGGAAGGAGCUAAGUCCUGACUUGUCUCCAGCUGCGGCUAUUUAAACCGCGCGUCCGCCCGGCGCACUCACUGGCGUUCGCGGAGAGCGGCGAUUCCGGACCUGCGGCCUCAGCCACCUGCUCUCCACUGCUCCAGGCAAAUGUGCAAUACCAAUAUGUCUGUGUCUACUGAUGGUGCUGGAGGCACCUCACAGAUUCCAGCUUCGGAACAGGAGACCCUGGUUAGACCAAAGCCAUUGCUUUUGAAGUUGUUAAAGUCUGUUGGCGCACAAAAAGACACUUACACAAUGAAAGAGGUUAUAUUUUAUCUUGGCCAGUAUAUUAUGACUAAACGAUUGUAUGAUGAGAAGCAACAACAUAUUGUAUAUUGUUCAAAUGAUCUUCUAGGAGAUUUGUUCGGAGUACCAAGUUUCUCUGUGAAAGAACACAGGAAAAUAUAUACAAUGAUCUACAGAAACUUGGAAGUAGUCAAUAAGCUGGAAUCAUCAGACACAGGCUUAUCUGUGAAUGAGAACAAGUGUCACCUUGAAGGUGGGAGUGAUCAGAAGGACCCUGUGCAAGAGCCACAGGAAGAGAAACCCUCAUCUUCAAAUUCGAUUUCUAGACCAUCUACCUCAUCUAGAAGGAGAACGAUUAGUGAGACAGGAGAAAAUUCAGAGGAAUCAUCUGGUGAACAACAAAGAAAACGCCAUAGAUCUGAUAGUAUCUCCCUCUCCUUUGAUGAAAGCCUGGCUCUGUGUGUAGUAAGGGAGCUGUGUUGUGAAAGAAGCAGCAGCAGUGAAUCUACAGGGACUCCCUCAGAACCGGAUCUUGAAGCUGAUGUAAGUGAACAUUCAGGUGAUUGGUUGGAUCAGGAUUCAGUUUCAGAUCAAUUUAGUGUAGAAUUUGAAGUUGAAUCUCUCGAUUCAGAAGAUUAUAGCCUUAGUGAAGAAGGACAAGAACUCUCAGAUGAAGAUGAUGAGGUGUAUCGAGUUACUGUGUAUCAGGCAGGGGAGAGUGAUACUGAUUCAUUUGAAGAUGACCCUGAAAUUUCCCUUGCUGACUAUUGGAAAUGUACUUCAUGCAAUGAGAUGAACCCUCCCCUUCCACCACACUGCAACAGAUGUUGGGCUCUUCGUGAGAAUUGGCUUCCUGAAGAUAAAGGGAAGGAUAAAGGGGAAAUCCCUGAAAAAAACAAAUUAGAAAACCCAACACGAGCAGAAGAGGGGUUUGAUGUUCCUGACUGUAAAAAAACUCCAGUGAAUGAUUCCAAAGAGUCACGUGGUGAAGAAAAUGAUGAUAAAAUUACACAAGCCUCCCUGUCACAAGGAAGUGAGGACUAUUCUCAGCCAUCAACUUCUAAUAGCAUUAUUUGUAGCAGCCAAGAUGAUGUCAAAGAGUUUGGGAGGGAAGAAACACAAGACAAAGAAGAAAGUAUGGAAUCUAGUUUUCCCCUUAAUGCCAUUGAACCUUGUGUGAUUUGCCAGGGUCGACCUAAAAAUGGUUGCAUUGUCCAUGGCAAAACAGGACAUCUUAUGGCAUGCUUUACAUGUGCGAAGAAGCUAAAGAAAAGGAAUAAGCCCUGCCCAGUGUGUAGACAACCAAUUCAAUUAAUUGUGCUAACUUAUUUCCCCUAGUUAUAGUAUGUCUAUAAAAGUAGAUUUAUAUAUCUGUAUAUAACCCUAAAA